Parnassius apollo (apollo) is the source of this 942-nucleotide messenger RNA. The record is from the annotation of a GenBank genome assembly. Lineage: Eukaryota; Metazoa; Arthropoda; Insecta; Lepidoptera; Papilionidae.
AUGAAAGUAAACAACUCGCGUUUAGAGAAUGUGAAUACAGUUAUAAUGGCGAGCGAUAUUUCUUUAAUUGAACAUAGUAUAUCAGAUGCGGAAGAAGAGCCUUACGGAGAGGAGAAUUUAGUACAAUCUGGAAUGGAAGAAGACCAAUUUAGGAGGGAAAAAAGGGAUAGGGGGGAGAAUUUUUUCGGGGAUGAUGAUGAUAAUGAAGGAUGGAAUUUAGUCAAAAGCAAAGAGAAAAGAUUAAAACCACAACUGAAGGAGGAUAUUGAGAUGUAUUUAUCGAGCAAUGAAAAGUUGCCCAAACAAUUUGCAUUAGCUAAGAUGCUGAAGGCUUGUGGGAUAGUUGAUAUCACCAGAUUAAAAUACAUUAACCCUUUCAAGAUUCGCGUCGAAGUCUGCAGCGAGUUAAGUGCCGAUAAAAUCGAAAAAUGUCAGGAAUUCAAGGAUAAAGGUUGGAAGGUAUACAGGGCUAUGGAAAGGACUUCAUCUUAUGGCGUCAUUAAAGACGUUGACCUUGAUUUAUCUGACGAGGAAAUUUUAAGAAAUAUAAUGUGUGAUAAACCCGUAGAAAUAAUAUCUGUAUAUCGGCUUAAACGUCGAAACAGAGAGGGAGAAGGUUGGCAGCCAAGUGAAGCGGUACAAGUGUGCUUUAAAGGUUCAUUUAUUCCACAGUACAUAUACGUUCAUGGAUUAGGUAUAAAAGUUACUCCUUAUGUAUUUCCCAUAUCGCAAUGCUCGAAAUGCUGGAAAUAUGGUCACCCUACAAAGAAAUGCCCUUCCAGUAAAAUAGUCUGUCCGAAAUGCGGUGGUAGUCAUCAGAACUGUGAAACACAGAAUUUCCAAUGUGUUAACUGUGGUGGAAACCAUAUGGCCUUGCAUAAAGCUUCAUGUCCAGCCUUUUUUAAAGGAGAAGAUUUUGAGAGAAAUCAUGGUAGAAUUUAA